This is a messenger RNA of Drosophila yakuba, 479 nucleotides long. RefSeq names its product cell wall protein IFF6-like. The transcript has a single exon. Bases 16 to 402 code for a protein of 128 amino acids. Lineage: Eukaryota; Metazoa; Arthropoda; Insecta; Diptera; Drosophilidae. The record is from RefSeq and is a predicted model, not a curated record.
UAUAUAAACCUCACGAUGCACGAAAGGUCUAUCCACUAUUUCCACAAUAUUCAACCGAAAAUGUUCCGCGCUCAACGCGUUUGCCUUUAUUUCGUAGCUUUUCUGGUCUUGGCAGCUGCCAGACCCAAAAUUAGCCCACAAAUUUCCCAGAAUCAAAUUGGAUUGCGAGUGAUCGAUCCUUCUACUGAAGAAAGGGUUCCUUCAAAGUCAUCAUUAGCGACUGACAGCUCCAGCGAAGAGUUGCCCACAGUGACUUCAUCAUCUGAGGAAACUAGUGAAGCAGCUGAGAGUUCCAGCCAAGAAACCGCCGAGUCAUCUGAAGAUUCCAGUGAAGAUGAGAGCUCCGAAUCUAGUGACGAAUCAGCAGAAGGAUCCUAUUACUAUGAUUACUAUAGUUACUAGUUUAUUGAUGCAUCCCAUCACCAUUGUACUUUGUGUCAGAAUAAAAAAAAACAUAUCUUUUUGAAGGGACCCGAAAA